Molecule: messenger RNA, 264 nt
Organism: Aspergillus tubingensis
Lineage: Eukaryota; Fungi; Ascomycota; Eurotiomycetes; Eurotiales; Aspergillaceae
Product: fungal Zn(2)-Cys(6) binuclear cluster domain family protein
Exons: 2
Coding region: 1-264 (87 amino acids)
Source: RefSeq, a predicted model, not a curated record
AUGAAGCCUUCCAUGAUCCUUGUACCCCUCCUCGCCGGACUAGGCAUGGCAGGUGUUGUCAAGCAGAGAGACGAAUCCGUUGCAGAUGUGGCCAAGGUCGCGGACAGCAUCAACAACGCCAACGUUGCCGACAGUAUCGAUGUUGCCAAUGGGGAGGAAGUCGCCGAUGGCGCCGAAGUAUGCUGCAACACGACUCCCUGUUUUGGUGGGUGCUUCGUUAAUGGCGGAUGGGCGUACUCGGGGAAACACCAGUUCUGCUGCUAG